Anguilla anguilla (European eel) is the source of this 1341-nucleotide messenger RNA. RefSeq names its product heat shock protein, alpha-crystallin-related, b6 (gene hspb6). The transcript has 4 exons. Gene Ontology annotation, molecular function: protein folding chaperone. Lineage: Eukaryota; Metazoa; Chordata; Actinopteri; Anguilliformes; Anguillidae. Bases 335 to 841 code for a protein of 168 amino acids. The record is from RefSeq and is a predicted model, not a curated record. Gene Ontology annotation, biological process: protein refolding; response to heat.
UUUUCCACAGUCAUUUUAGGAACACUGUUCGGCCAAACGUUGCGAUCUAAGAGGCCCUCAAAGGGCUGCCAAACAAUGCAAUUUGAACGUUUCUUCCUCAUUGUAGGUUCAGCAAAACACUUUUUUCCCCCCACAAAUUCAGAAUUUGUUCAUACUAGAUCCUGUGAAAUCAGAACAAACCUCUGUUUGUUUCACUCCAUAGAAACUGAGUUGAGAGGUGAUGUCAAAGCGGAAUUCAAAUAAUUUAGACAUAGUACAAUGCUGACCUUUCUAAUUAUACUGCUGUGGUCUAUAUGUCGCCGUUUUAAUCAACAGAGACUCUGAAAAUGCAGAGAUGGCGAAUCCCCAUAAACAACACUUACAGCAUCAUGUCCAAAGCUGCACAGGAGAAAUGGACUUCGACCUGCCGCCUUCAGUCCCUCUCGGUGGCAUUCCAUGGGAGAGGGUUCUCUCGCCUCUGAUCCCUCGGCUAAGCGGAACACAGGGUCCGUAUACCUGGGCACCAUCGGAGCAGCAGAUUCCCACCACGGAACACACUGGCUCUUCGCAGGUCGCUUGUGAUCGCAGUGGGUUUACCGUACAUGUUGACGUGAAGCACUUCUGCCCGGAGGAGCUCACGGUGAAGGUGACAGGAGACUUUGUUGAGGUUCACGGAAAGCACGAGCAAAGAAAGGACGGGCCAGGAUUGGUGUCGCGGCAGUUUAACCGUCGGUACCGGAUCCCAGAGGGAGUGGACGUGGCCGCGCUGGAAUCCGCCGUGUCCCCAGAGGGCAUCCUGGUCAUCUGCGCCCCUCUGCUGCAAGGGGAAAGCUCCCGGCCUCUGCCUCACACUGGACCCUGAGCCUACGGCUCCAAAGGACGGACGGACGGACGGGCUAGGAAACACGCCUUUAGAGACACUGUGACCCGACCCAGAGAUUACCACAGAGCAAGAGCCCGAUCCGUUGCUGGCAAGCUGCUUGUGCAAACACAAUAACACACCACUCGGACUGUUACGUACAGUACAUCAUGACAAUGUAUUCAUCCAGAAAUUUGAUUUUCCACUUCCUUUCUUGUGUAAAUACUAUUAAUCACAGUAAGAAUGCAAAUUUAUAUUUGUUCUAACAUUUCAAACAAGACUUGCACACACACACUGCAGUCUCACCGCUUUGGUUCCCUGUUUGUAUCCCCAGACGGGUACGCUUACAAUAUGCCUACUUUUACAAAAGCAGCAAACCCGGAGAUUGUUGUACAGUUCAUAAUUGUUUAUUGUGAUAAAAAAAUGUGUGUGGCUUUGAAAAUGAGCAUACAAAUAUAUACAUAUGCUUAUUUAUGUACAAAAAUGAAUAUGUUAUUACUGUA